GCGUGGUUAUCCCAACCACAUCGAAAGGUGUCCAGGUCUUCCUGUAGGCGUGGCAGAAACACGUAGUGGCAACAGAAGAGAUGUACAAGACUCCCAAUGCUGAGAAAACCGCCCUCUUCAAGCGUGAGUGUAUUUCAAUGCAUGUCGGCCAGGCCGGAGUCCGGAUGGGCAAUGCAUGCUGGGAGUUGUAUUGCCUGGAGCACGGGAUCCAGCCUGACGGUCAGAUGGCCAGUGGCAAAACGCUUGGAGGAGGAGACGAUUCUUUCAACACAUUUUUCAGUGAGACAGGAGCCGGGAAAUAUGUGCCCAGAGCCGUCUUUGUCGACCUGGAGCCAACCCUCAUAGAUGAGGUGCGCAGUGGGACGCACCGACAGCUAUUCCACCCUGACCAGCUGAUCUCUGGGAAAGAGGACGCUGCCAAUAACUACGCCCGCGGGCACUACACAGUCGGCAAAGAGAUUAUUGAUGUCGUUCUUGACAGAACUCGCAAACUCGUGAGUAUGAGUCAAACCUUCUGUAUUAAAACAUUAAGUGCUUUCAUUAACUUGAACUUCCUCUUUCCGCAGGCUGACCAGUGCACAGGGCUGCAGGGCUUCCUGAUCUUCCACUCAUUUGGAGGAGGCACCGGUUCUGGCUUCACGUCUCUGCUGAUGGAGCGUCUCUCAGUCGACUACGGCAAAAAGUCCAAACUGGAGUUUGCGGUUUAUCCAGCUCCACAGGUGUCCACUGCUGUGGUGGAGCCCUACAACUCCAUCCUGACCACCCACGCCACUCUGGAGCACUCCGACUGCACCUUCAUGGUGGACAACGAGGCCAUCUACGACAUCUGCCGCAGAAACCUGGACAUCGAGCGUCCCACUUUCACCAACCUCAACAGGUUGAUCGGGCAGAUCGUGUCCUCCAUCACUGCCUCUCUGCGCUUCGACGGAGCUCUGAACGUCGAUCUGACAGAGUUUCAGACCAACUUGGUGCCCUACCCUCGCAUCCACUUCCCUCUAGCCACCUACGCUCCAGUCAUCUCUGCAGAGAAGGCCUACCACGAGCAGCUGACUGUCGCUAACAUCACAAACGCAUGCUUUGAACCAGCCAAUCAGAUGGUCAAGUGUGAUCCCCGUCAUGGUAAAUAUAUGGCCUGCUGUCUUUUGUAUCGUGGAGAUGUUGUUCCCAAAGAUGUCAACUCUGCCAUUGCCACCAUCAAAACCAAACGCAGCAUCCAGUUCGUGGACUGGUGCCCCACAGGCUUCAAAGUUGGGAUCAACUACCAGCCGCCCACAGUGGUGCCAGGAGGAGACCUGGCCAAAGUGCAGCGUGCGGUCUGCAUGUUGAGCAACACCACAGCCAUCGCUGAGGCCUGGGCUCGACUGGACCACAAGUUUGACCUGAUGUACGCCAAGAGGGCCUUCGUGCACUGGUACGUGGGCGAGGGCAUGGAGGAGGGAGAGUUCUCCGAGGCCAGAGAGGACAUGGCUGCUCUGGAGAAGGAUUAUGAAGAGGUGGGUUUGGACAGCGUCGAUGGAGAAGAGGAGGGAGAAGAAUAUUAAAACAUGUUUGUCUGCAAAUAAAGCUCAACUGUUCGUUUUAAUGAGCAUGUUCCUAAGCAGUGUCCAGUUUUUUUACCAAACUGAAGAAGAGGAGGGAGAAGAAUAUUGAAACAUGUUUGUCUGCAAAUAAAGCUCAACUGUUCGUUUUAAUGAGCAUGUUCCUAAGCAGUGUCCAGUUUUUUACCAAACUGAAGAAGAGGAGGGAGAAGAAUAUUAAAACAUGUUUGUCUGCAAAUAAAGCUCAACUGUUCGUUUUAAUGAGCAUGUUCCUAAGCAGUGUCCAGUUUUUUUUACCAAACUGAUUAAACAAGUUCAAACAAAAAAAAAAAUAAAUAAAUAAAUAAAGAGAAGAGGAGCAAUGCUGUGCAACUGGA
Boleophthalmus pectinirostris (great blue-spotted mudskipper) is the source of this 1915-nucleotide messenger RNA. RefSeq names its product tubulin alpha chain-like. The transcript is spliced from 4 exons. NCBI's taxonomy places the organism in Eukaryota, Metazoa, Chordata, Actinopteri, Gobiiformes, Gobiidae. Gene Ontology annotation, molecular function: GTP binding; structural constituent of cytoskeleton. The record is from RefSeq and is a predicted model, not a curated record. Bases 81 to 1541 code for a protein of 486 amino acids. Gene Ontology annotation, cellular component: microtubule; cytoplasm. Gene Ontology annotation, biological process: mitotic cell cycle; microtubule cytoskeleton organization.